AUGAGCCCUUUGAAUUUGAAUUACGGGUCCGCCGGUCUGCUGGCCUCCCAAGCCGCCUCCACGAGUUUUCCGCUCUUCCCGCAAAUGUUCUAUACUCUGCCGUUCACCACUCCGGCGGCUGUCAUUUCCCCUCCCCUCGACCCGAAUGCAAAUCAAAAGAUCGCCGAAGAGAUUACGCCUCUCCAAAACUCGGCCCCGUCUUCUCCGGAAACCGACUCGGAAAGCCGCGGCGUUACUGUCUAUAAGGGCAUGCGGGUGAAGCGUGGCCGCCCUCAGCAGGAGAUCGCCGAUGAUGAGGAGGACCCGGGAAGCCAGAAGAGGAAGCAUCGUCGUCUCUAUGCCCGCCAGUACCGUGCACAGAUGCGCAACAAGAUCGACGAGGUGAAAAAGCUGCAGGACGAGCUGGAGGCUGCGAAGAAGAAGCACCAGGACGAGGUGGCCCAGUUGAAUCGGACGAUCAUCAGCCUGAUCCAGCUGAAUCAGCAGCUCCUCCCCAUCCUCAACCCCGGCAUGCAAUUUAAU
Mesorhabditis spiculigera is the source of this 522-nucleotide messenger RNA. Lineage: Eukaryota; Metazoa; Nematoda; Chromadorea; Rhabditida; Rhabditidae. The record is from the annotation of a GenBank genome assembly.